Centruroides sculpturatus (bark scorpion) is the source of this 1291-nucleotide messenger RNA. RefSeq names its product zinc finger protein 596-like. Bases 312 to 1130 code for a protein of 272 amino acids. The transcript is spliced from 4 exons. NCBI's taxonomy places the organism in Eukaryota, Metazoa, Arthropoda, Arachnida, Scorpiones, Buthidae. Gene Ontology annotation, cellular component: nucleus. The record is from RefSeq and is a predicted model, not a curated record.
UAAAACCGAAACUCGUUUGCUACUGGAAGAAAGUAAAAUGCCAAAAUGCAUAAAAUACGAUUUUAAAAGUACUUUUUAUUCUACGUUUGAAAAUAUGACGAAUAAUAUGAAUGCGAAAACGUAAAUAUGUGAAAUCGGCCAUAAAUCACAGGAAUAAAAUGCAAUUACAGUAUUUAUGUGUUUAAAUACACGCGCAUUUAAUCACCGUCGGAGAACAAUGAAAUUUAUAACAUUGUUUCUCCGCAUUGUUGUUUUCAUUUUCGGCAAAAUUUCUGCAAAAUUAAACUAAAUUAAAUUAAUUACCAUCAGAAAUGGAAGGAAAACAUCAAUGUCCGAUAUGCAGUAAAACAUUUGGAAACGAACGAUAUUUACGAAGACACGCGCGAAUUCACACGGAUGACAAGCCGUUUAAAUGCGACACCUGCGAAAGUUGCUUUUUGUAUCAGAGCAAUUUAAGACGGCACCAAGCGGCGCAUUCGGAUGAAAGACCAUACAAGUGCAAUUACGAAGGAUGUAAAUGGAGCUUUAAACAAAACUAUGAAUUAAGUCGGCACGUGUACAGAAUGCAUCCUCAAGAGAUUUUAUCUAAAACGUCACCGAAUGACCCGAAGAUAGAAAGCCGUAGAUGUGAUAUUUGCGGGAAACUUUUUUAUUGUCCAGCCGCUUUAAGAAUUCACUCGAGAAGACACACCAAAGAGCGGCCAUUCUUCUGUAAAUUUUGCAACUGCACGUUUCCAUACCAAACUUCCUUAUACAAACACAUCAAAAGGAUCCACUCGAAAGAGGAAACUCUAUCUUCCUGCCAGGUAAGUCACGUAAAAGACGAUAUUAAAGAUGUUGUAAGCGAGAAAAAAGAAAACGAAUUUGAUCCGUGUUGUAGCGCGGCGAUUCGUUCCGAAGAAGCACAAAAUCGACGUGAAGAAAACGUCUGUGGAAUGACAAGCGACGCGUGGCGCGAUGCCCAGGUCACUGGCGAAGACAUUUACUUGGAAACAGAUGCGGAACAAUCGACGUGUUUCGAUCUGUUCCCGGAAGUGAGAAUCGAUCGAUACGAAUUGGAAUGCGUCUUGUGUCGAGUGAAGUUCGACGAUGAAGUUUCUAUGCGAGAACACGCGAAAAAGUAUCAUUAAGCCACAUUUUCAAUGAUAAAAACUUUUCACUUUACGAUUGUUUUUCUGAAAUUUUUCUUUCGAUUUUAAUCUGUCGUCAUCGGCAGGUAAAGACUUUAAAUGAGUUUACAUUUAAAUUUUAGUGACAAAAUCGCAAACGUUGUUUAAUAUUCAAAAUUGUA